AUGUCUAGCUCGGGAUCAAACUCACCCGUUAGUGCAUGUUCCUCAGGUUCGACCGACCAGAAGGUCGAACAACUGAUAAAGCAGCUGAAGAACUUGCUUCCGGAGCUUCGCAACACACCUCAGGGUGUCACCCUCUACUGUGCUUCAGGUUCAAGAGAUUUGAAACGGAAACCAACCAAGGGUGGGCAUCUGGUGCCGCAAACGGUGGUGCUGGAGGAGACUUGCAGCCGCUUAAGGAGCUUGGAGAAGGAGGUUGAUGAUCUGAAGGAGAGGGUCGUGAAGGGGAGGGUCGAGCAGCUGUUGGCUACCGUGGAGAAGGACAAAGCUGACGCCGUCAGGAGGCUGCUUUAUAAAGCGUGA
Nymphaea colorata (pocket water lily) is the source of this 360-nucleotide messenger RNA. RefSeq names its product transcription factor ILI6-like. Gene Ontology annotation, biological process: regulation of growth; regulation of DNA-templated transcription. Gene Ontology annotation, molecular function: protein dimerization activity. Lineage: Eukaryota; Viridiplantae; Streptophyta; Magnoliopsida; Nymphaeales; Nymphaeaceae. The transcript is spliced from 3 exons. The coding region runs from base 1 to 360 and encodes 119 amino acids. The record is from RefSeq and is a predicted model, not a curated record.